CAUUCUUUCUCCCUUCUUUCCCCUCCCCUUCGCGAUUGACUGUGGGCCAAUGGCUGACAAGAGGGGCCCGUUCUCGGCCAUCUUCGCGCUGCUCAACGCCUUCGAUGUGUGGCUGGCAAGGCGAUACUACGUACUUUCGAGGGCCAUUGGCCGCAGCCCCAAGGCCGUCGCUGUUGGUUGCUGUGUCGUCGCCGCGCUCGGUCUAUUGUGCUUCCUGCUAUUGGUGCGAGAAGAGAAUAGGGCGGAGAAGCUGUAUUUUGACCAGGACAGCGAGGCGGCAAAGGUGGAGAAGCGCUACGAAGACAUCUGGGAGAAAAAGGGUUUGAGGGUCGGUUCGGUGCUGCUCGUGUGGCGGGGUAAGCUGACAAAUGAGUGCAGAUGAGCAGAGGUUGUUACUUCUUGCCGACAUGCUCUGGCUUCGUGCAGGUGAUUUUGGUGGCAACGUGUUGGACGUGCAGCAAUUCAAGGCUGCAUAUUCCAUCUUCUCCGAGCUGUACACCUUGCCCUUCGACUACAACGGCCGUCAGCUGACUUACGAAGACAUAUGCUUCCGCCCGUCUGGCCCCGGCACGCCAUGUGUCGUCACGUCCAUAUUCUCUGCCUGGGGAAUCCCGCCAUUGGACCAGAGUGUCAUCGACGGUGUGACAACGAGACAGGAGAUACUUGAUCGGCUCAACGACCCUGCCGCAAUGGAUCACCGAAACGAGCCUCUGGUGGAGUCGCUGCCGAGCAUCCUUCCCAAGGUCAAGAGAGACCAAGAUGGAGACAUCAUCGAGGCGACCUCUUUCCAGGUAUGUCCAAAUACCAAGGAAGAGCGCUGCUUUCAAUGGCAUUUCUGCCCGCAUUGGGUCAGUUCACCUUUGUGACCAGCGGCAGCGAGGACAAGGCACUUGAGUUUGAGGAUGCAUUUGUCAAGGCAGUCCUCGACCCUGACACCGACGAGUACGGCAAGAUUGGCGGAUUCAAUGUCUAUCCAGUCACGGAAAGCUCUCUCAACAACGAGCUGGACAAAAGCACCUCUGAGGACUUCCCUUUGAUGGUACAGAGAAAGAGCUGCUGUGUAUACAGAGCUUCACACUGUACUGCGUGUCUCAGGUGGUGGCCUUUGUUGUCAUGGUCAAUUUUGCGAUCACAGUGACCCUCAAAGUUGGCAAUCUCGUCCGGUCUUGCACGGGGCUGGUGAGCAUCACUGCGAUUAAGGGUACACACACCUCCCUAUGGUCUGGUCGAUCAUCGUGCAUGUUUGCAGGCGACACUGGGCGUCUUUGGUGUGGGCAUGGGGCUCAUCACAGGGUUUGGCCUGGGUGUGCUGUUCGGUGAGGAUGCAGCAUGCAAGACGAUAGAAGAGAUACACACAGCCAGGUCUUGUCUGUCGUAUGUGUAGGUGUGCCCUUUGUGAGCAUAGUUGGCACCGCCCCCUUCCUCGUGGUCGGUAUAGGAAUCGAUGACAUGUUCAUCCAGAUCGCCACCUUUGACGAGCAAGACCCCGAUGAAGAGCCCGAGGAGCGAGUGGCCAAGGCGAUGCAGGCUUUGGGCCGUCCAUCACCAUGA
Vitrella brassicaformis is the source of this 1551-nucleotide messenger RNA. The record is from the annotation of a GenBank genome assembly. NCBI's taxonomy places the organism in Eukaryota, Vitrellaceae.